GCUAAAUACUGUAACAUGAGUCUCUGUUGUGCUCACAGGAGACAGGACUGCACAUUCUUUACAAGGAAAGAGAUUCUGAGACUGUUCUACAGAUACCGAGACCUAGCCCCACAGCUAGUUCCACUCGACUACACAGAUAAACCAGACGUGACACUUCCCUAUGAACUCAUUGGCAGCAUGCCAGAGCUGAAGGACAAUCCAUUCCGCCAGCGGAUAGCAGAGGUUUUCUCAGAGGAUGGAGACGGCAACAUGACUUUAGAUGAUUUUUUGGACAUGUUUUCAGUGCUGAGUGAAAUGGCUCCCAGAGACCUGAAAGCUUAUUAUGCUUUUAAAAUUUAUGAUUUUAACAAUGAUGAUUACAUAUGCAAAUCAGAUCUAGAGAAAACUGUUAACAAAUUAACCCGAAAUGAACUUACCCCAGAAGAAGUUAGCCUGGUAUGUGAAAAGGUGAUUUACGAAGCUGACGUGGACAAUGAUGGCAAGCUGUCUUUGGAAGACUUUCAGCAUAUGAUAAUACGAGCUCCAGAUUUCCUCAGCACAUUUCACAUUCGAAUCUGAAUCUAGUGAAACGUGUAAAUGGAAAUGCUUCUUGAACCUUCAACGACUGUUACUUCACCUGAGAUUACCGUCCACGAGAGAGCAAAAUGAGAGGAGCAAAGAGGACAAUUUCUGGUAACCGAACCAGUCAGAGAACUCGGUCUCUUGUUCACCUCUUUAAAAGGAACCAUUCCUUAAACUCUUCAUCACGAUUUCCCUGUAGUUUAACAAAGUUUCCCCACCAGCUAGUGCAAAUCUGGCCUAGACAGUGAGAUGGGAAGUACUUUUUUGAAAGUUCAGACACCACCAGGUAGUAAAGGAACUUGUAUCAAAUCGUAGCUUCUAAAAAAACGCCUAAGAAAAUGCCUUAUUCAGUAAACCCCCCCGAAAAUAGUUUCAAAAACAUGAUGGUUAAUCAAAAUUGCGUAAGCAACUCCUCUGAUCAGCUUUAACACUCUUAACAAACGGUUCAGUGAAUCAACUUGCUGAAGCGUUCUCCUGGUGUGUCACAGAAGCCCAGUACAAGUUCUGAGAAUACAAAGAGCUCUCCAUUGCAGAAUUUAUAACGAAAAGUCAACACACUUUAAAGGACAAAAGAGCCCACCCUGGGUUCCUGUUCCUCUUUUCUAGUUUUAGAAACACCCUAUUUUCCACGCAAUAAUCUACACACACGAAUGAUGAACAAGAUGGACAAACCAAGUUUGUAAAAUGCUCUUUUCAUAAGAAGUUUAUUUAUGCAGUGCUCAGGGUCCUGUACAACAGAGUAAAAACAUACACACUGUAAUAAACAACAGUUUUGUUUUUAAUACAAACAUGACAGUCAAUGAGAAGUGUUUAAGAAAGCAGUUGUAAUGUGGGAAGGGGGGCAGCCAAAAGUGGUCCUUCUAAAGAACACAAUUUACAGUUAUUUUUAAAAAUACUGUGAUGCAUUAAGUUCCCUUCAAAACAAAGUCCUAAGUCCCAACUCACGCUCAACGUAGAGCAUGUGAUUCCUGCAGAAAGGCCAGGGAGACCAGCCUGCUAAACUCGUGUCACCUACAGAAAGAAA
Chroicocephalus ridibundus (black-headed gull) is the source of this 1585-nucleotide messenger RNA. It is a transcript of the gene CIB3, whose product is annotated as calcium and integrin binding family member 3. The record is from RefSeq and is a predicted model, not a curated record. Lineage: Eukaryota; Metazoa; Chordata; Aves; Charadriiformes; Laridae. Gene Ontology annotation, molecular function: magnesium ion binding; calcium ion binding. The transcript is spliced from 6 exons. Gene Ontology annotation, biological process: calcium ion homeostasis. The coding region runs from base 16 to 558 and encodes 180 amino acids.